Messenger RNA from Pyricularia pennisetigena, 792 nucleotides. RefSeq lists its product as uncharacterized. NCBI's taxonomy places the organism in Eukaryota, Fungi, Ascomycota, Sordariomycetes, Magnaporthales, Pyriculariaceae. The transcript is spliced from 3 exons. Bases 1 to 792 code for a protein of 263 amino acids. The record is from RefSeq and is a predicted model, not a curated record.
AUGAAAAUUUCCGGUCGUACAUUUGUCAUUUCAGGCGGCGCGUCCGGGCUCGGCCGAGCUUGCGCCGUAGACCUCGUCGCCCACGGCGCAAACGUUGCCGUGCUUGACAUCAACCCGGAGCUCGGCGACACCCUGGUCAAGGAGCUCGGUGCCGACAAGGCCCGCUUCUUCACCGUGGACGUCACCGACUCCGGGUCGAUAGCAAAGGCCGUCGAGGGCUCCGCGUCAUGGGUUAGAGAGACCGGGAAGCCUUUUGGUGGCGUCAUCCCCGCCGCCGGCGUGGGCUUCCCAGGACUGAUCCUGGACUCCAGGAAAAGCCCACUUUCAUUAGAAUCGUUUGACCUUGUUGUGGCCAUCAACCUUCGUGGCACCAUCGACCUCGUCAGGCAAUGCCUACCUCAUAUCGCAGCCGCCGCCCCCGAUGGUCCUGACAACGAGCACGGAGUCGUCAUCAUGAUCUCCUCAUCGGCAGCCUUUGACGGUCAGAUGGGCCAGACGGCCUAUGCAGCCUCCAAGGGAGCCUUGGCGUCGGCCGCCCUGCCCAUGGCUCGCGACUUGUCUAGGCACGGUAUCAGGGUUGCUGUCAUUGCCCCGGGCAUGUUUGAGACGGCCAUGACGGCUGCAAUGUCAGAGAAGGUCCGUAGCGGGUUGGAGAAGACGCUCGAGUUUCCCAAACGGGGCGGCAAACCGGACGAGUUUGCAGGCCUAGUCAGGCAUAUCAUUGAGAACUCAAUGCUAAAUGGCGUUGUGGUGAGGCUAGAUGGCGCAGCCCGCAUGUCCAGCAGACUGUGA